Messenger RNA from Knipowitschia caucasica, 1110 nucleotides. The record is from the annotation of a GenBank genome assembly. NCBI's taxonomy places the organism in Eukaryota, Metazoa, Chordata, Actinopteri, Gobiiformes, Gobiidae.
AUGGAACGGAUAACAAGUGCGCAACCCCCUCCCUCAAUGCCAAAACACCCAUCGCUGGAUAUGUCUGACAUGGAAGGAAUUGAUUUUCCUCUUUAUGUGUACAAGUCAAGAAGAGGUAUAAAACGCGGAGAGGAGAACAAGGAUACAUACAAACUGCCACACCGUUUGAUUGAAAAGAAAAGACGUGACAGAAUUAAUGAGUGCAUCGCCCAACUUAAGGACCUGCUGCCAGAACAUCUAAAACUAACUACGCUGGGCCAUUUGGAGAAAGCCGUGGUGCUGGAGCUCACGCUGAAGCAUGUGAAAGCCCAAAGCAUCCUCCUUGAGCAGCAACAGCAGAAGAUCAUCAACCUGCAGAAAGACCUCCAAAUAGGAGACCAUGAAAGUGAUAGCUCUGUGGACAGUGAGGAAAUGUUCCGGUCCGGUUUCCACCUCUGCGCCAAAGAGGUUCUUCACUACUUGGCAAACCAAGAAAGCAGAGACCUGAGUGUUUCCCACGUUGUAAGCCAUAUCCACAAAGUCGCAGCAGAGGUCCUUCAUCACCAGGACAAAAUUCCUGCUGAAGAAGCACCAGCACUUCAGAUCGUAGAGAAGAAAGCUGCCAUCGCGUCCCCCCAACCUCAGGCUAAAAACUGUGUUCCCGUCAUUCAAAGGACUCACCCUUACGGCACAGGGGAGCUAAGCGGCAGCGACACAGACACAGACAGCGGCUAUGGAGGAGAGCAGGACAAACGGGACCAAUCCAACGAACGCAUCAAACAGGAGAGCACUGAACCUCCUGCAAAGAAAUCCAAACGUACAGAAGAAACCGCUGCUAGAGACGGCUAUCUUAACUUCUCUCCCAACCAGCCACCAUUUUGCAUGCCCUUCUACCUCAUCCCACCCACAGCAGCGGCCGCGGCGUCUGCGUAUCUGCCCAUGCUGGAUAAGUGCUGGUAUCCAGGCGGCAUGUCGGUUAUGUACCCAUGUGUGAGCAGCUUACCUCAGGAGACACUGUCCUCCUCAUCGCUUAUCAUGUCCCCCCGAUCGGGUUCACCACUGCACCAUCACACCUCCAUGGACUCUACUCUACAUAAAGCUUUAAAGCCCUCUGCGGAGACCAAAGACUAA